UGGGUACCAUGGCGUGUUUCUGACCCGCUCGGUCUGCAGGCGAUAGGGAUGGAAAGUACUAUUAAUAUAACUUGAGUAUUAGUGUUGGGAGAAGGCGAGAAAGCUGCUUCCGCAACUGAGGACUUGCUUCAUGGCGUGAUCUACAAAAUGAGACUUGUCACAGCUGUGGUGCGACUAGAAGGCAUCAAUCUCAGCUCGUUCAUUCCUUACACUGGCAAACAUAUAUAUUGAGCAUCUUUAAGCAGUUCCUCGGUGCUCCCACGACGCACAAGGACAACUUCUCCCGCAGCAGUGAACCUCACCGGCCUCCAGAGACACCAAAACCAAGAAUCAACAACAGAACUGACAGCACAAUGGCAAUCGAUCUUCAGCCAUGGCUGGAUGGCAUUGAUGCCAGCAUGGUAUUUCACCCAGCUAACGCCUUUGUGAUUUCCUGCGGCACCGUAACGCUUGACCUCGGCCGCGGAAAGGUGCUGUUGAUUUGGAACCGGAACCUCCAAAUCUUUCAGUUGCCCAAGGGUCGAAGAAACAUUGACGAGCCCAUGCUCAACGCGGCUCUACGCGAGACGUACGAAGAGACUGGAGUGCGGGCGACGCCGUUGAAGCUCAACAUUGCUACGAGAGCAACACCGCCUACCGUCGACGAAGGGGUGGAUGGGGCACCACAGAAGAGCCCUCAGAUCACCGAAGGACACAUGAGCACCGAGUUCGUCGGUGCCUGCCUCUAUCCAGACCCGCAGUCAGAUACCAAAGCGCUCAAGGCCGUCUUCUUCUUCGUGGCGACGGCUGACUCGACGGCCACGGGAGAGAGUGGGACGCAGGAGGCAUAUGAAAAGCUCGAGGCUUUCUGGGUGCCCAUCUCGGAGGUGGACCAGAAGCUUCGGUUUGCGAGCGAGGUUGCCGUUGUGAUGAAGGCGGUCGCCGAUAUUAGGAAAUCGGGAUACACCAUCAACAGCGCCUAGCUGAGGCCUAUCGCACGAAGUGGUGAACUUGAAGUGCCUGCCAGACUUUUAGGUCACGGGAUAUGGGCUGAACAAGACUGAACAGCUUUUCAGGAAGGUGCAUGGUGGUGGUGGCAGUGAUGUUGACGGCGAUGGCGAUGGUGCCGGUGAUGGUUUUAGGGUGUUGAGGCGAAAGAGACUGUAAAAGAAUGGGAAAAGGCCGGUGGGUUCGUGCUAUUUGUUUUUUAGAACGCGCUGUCUUUGGCGAUAAAGAGUGUAAUCUGACAUCCAAAUCGUCAUCGCAAAGUGACGGGACUUCCAGUUUCCACCUCCAGUCCAUCUUUAUCUGAUCAGAUCGAGACGCAGAUAAAGCCUGUCAUGUGUCACCGAUGUUCAUUCUCUCCUCGGGAAAACAGCUGAGUGUAGGUAAUCCGAAAUUCGAAAAAAAAAAA
This is a messenger RNA of Neurospora tetraspora, 1393 nucleotides long. RefSeq names its product NUDIX hydrolase domain-like protein. The record is from RefSeq and is a predicted model, not a curated record. The transcript has a single exon. The coding region runs from base 354 to 962 and encodes 202 amino acids. NCBI's taxonomy places the organism in Eukaryota, Fungi, Ascomycota, Sordariomycetes, Sordariales, Sordariaceae. Gene Ontology annotation, molecular function: bis(5'-nucleosyl)-tetraphosphatase (asymmetrical) activity. Gene Ontology annotation, biological process: AMP biosynthetic process; ATP biosynthetic process.